CUCGAUCCAUCUCCUCUUCCGACCGACGACAUUUGUUCGCUCGACUCGUCGACCAUCGUCUGUGACCUUAAUAUCCAAUCAGCAAAGGAUUCACAGCAUCUCGUUUAAUAUCGACGACUCCCGUUCGCGUCAUCGACUUGGCUCACUGUUAAUCGAGAUAUUUCGACCAACAUCAAAUCGUGGCGAUUCACCGCAUCUUUGGACCAGCCUGGAGUAACACCAACCAAAAAGAAAACCCUCAGCUUUGGAUCAGACAAGCCUCAAUUCCAGUUGAUCUGAUUCGAGGCCCGCUACCGUAAUAAGCGGAUUAAUCAAACCAACCCAAACCUCGCUCACGCUCGCUCUAUAUUCGAUACACAACCAACAACAAUGAAGACCACAACAACUGUUUCGUUGGCCUUCCUGGCCGCUGCCAACUUCCUCGGAGUCUACGCUAAGACCGGAGUGCAAACGCCUGCCGUCACUCCCGUCAUUAACCAGUUGACCUCGCAUGGAUGCUUCUCAUCUGGAGCCAACUUUACCGUGGAGGCAUCAGGAGCAAAGGUCACCAGCGGCUACUGUGGUGAUAUUUGCAAAGACGCUGGCAUGUAUGUGUCAGCCAUGAAGGCCGAUAAGUGUUAUUGCGGCAUGGUUUAUCCUCCCGAGGACGAUCUGGUCAAGGACUCGUUUUGCAACUUCCCAUGCCCAGCCUACCCCCAAGAGGCUUGUGGUGCCCUCAAGACCUACUACUCGGUCUUCAACACCGGUCUGGAGAUUGCCGUGGAUGAUUAUGUGCCAGAAGAGACGACUACCAGUGCUGCUCCCUCAUCAACCAAGGCGGCCGAGAGCACCGCCGCUGAGAGCACUGCUGUCGUGACACACACCGAUGAUGUCACUGCCCCCUCCGAUUCUAGCACUGCCGGCGACGACGACAACAAGAAGAAGGACGGUCCCAAUGUGGCCGCCAUUGCUGCAGGUGUCGUUGUGGGUGUGGUGGUGGUUGGUGCUAUUGCUGGUGGUGCCAUCUUCUUUGUCCGCCGUCGACGAAACGCUGAGAUCGAGGAGGAGCAUCGCAGAAACGCUGCUGUGAACGCAUUCAUCAACGGCUCCAAGCCUCCUGGGAGCAGCGGCAGCAUCUCCAUGACCGACUCUCGCCUCGAUCCUGUCAUGGCUCACCGACGACUCAGUGAUGGCAGCAUCGCUGACAACCAAGACUACUCUCGAAGGAUCCUUCGGGUCACCAAUGCAUGAGCGAAUUCCAAAAUUCUUCGAGGCUUAUCAGCCAAACACUCCCCAUCCACCUCACCAUCGGCAUUCACGGCGUUUUUGGGAUGAUAGCUCAUGUCUAUUGGUCGAUCGAUUUCCCCCGACGAUCUGGCGGCGUUUGACUCUUUUCUGGGCGUAGGGUUAGACCUUUUUAUUCUCUUUUGCCUGUGCGGAAAUAACGACUGGAUUUGAUCAAACACGCUCCAUGGCACAUCGGCUCUCCCUACGCCGUCCACUCCCUCACUUGUCACUUUUCAGCUUCAAACUUUGAUUCGAGCAGUCGACUGGGGAAGAUGAGAGCAACGCCGCAGCAAUUAUCCCCAGUAUGCCACCGUCAUUCUCCAGCACCCUCCGCAGAAAUCAUCUCCGGGUAAGAGCAUCACGGCGGCAACCAUACCCUCACGUGUAAUCGGCACGUCUGUUUCUUUUUUCUCUUUACGACUGGGAGUCCGAGGUCUCCUCUGUACAAAUUCUCCAUCUAUCUAGCGAGUAGGAUGGGAAGCAGGUCUAAAAAUUAGAGGGCAACCGGGUCCUCUUGGGAUAUUUGGGCGGGGUGCUAGCGAGCGAGGUGUCACAUAGAUGCAGCAGGACGGACGCAGGGGAGAUUUUGCCAGCCCUGGCGGAGAUAUCACGACGAAGAGGGGGCUGGUUUAUUGAUGGUGUGGGAUAUCCUAUCGUCGCUCUAUUUAACCUUUUUUUACUUGAUCGUUGUUUCUUCUUCCGAAUCAUUGACCGAUGGAGGUGGUCAUGGUGUUUUCUGUAUGUAGGAUUGCGCGUAGUAAUCGAAACACCACCACUUGAGACUUG
Fusarium vanettenii 77-13-4 is the source of this 2052-nucleotide messenger RNA. RefSeq lists its product as uncharacterized. The record is from RefSeq and is a predicted model, not a curated record. The transcript is spliced from 2 exons. The coding region runs from base 370 to 1230 and encodes 286 amino acids. Lineage: Eukaryota; Fungi; Ascomycota; Sordariomycetes; Hypocreales; Nectriaceae.